Molecule: messenger RNA, 537 nt
Organism: Suricata suricatta (meerkat)
Lineage: Eukaryota; Metazoa; Chordata; Mammalia; Carnivora; Herpestidae
Gene: FABP6
Product: fatty acid binding protein 6
Exons: 4
Coding region: 72-458 (128 amino acids)
Biological process (GO): fatty acid transport
Cellular component (GO): nucleus; cytosol
Molecular function (GO): fatty acid binding
Source: RefSeq, a predicted model, not a curated record
ACCGGGCCCCUCAGCGCUACGACUCUUCUUCCUCAUCUCCCUGCCAUCUGCCUUCCAGCUGUCCCAGCAGCAUGGCCUUCAACGGCAAGUAUGAGAUCGAGAGUGAGAAAAAUUAUGACGAGUUCAUGAAACGCCUUGGGCUCCCCAGCGAUGUUAUCGAAAAGGGCAGAAACUUCAAGAUUGUCACGGAGGUGCAGCAGGACGGGCAGAAUUUCAUUUGGUCCCAGCACUACCCGAGCGGCCACUCCAUGACCAACAAGUUCACCAUCGGCAAGGAAUGUGACAUGGAGACCGUAGGCGGCAAGAAGUUCAAGGCCACCGUGCAGAUGGAGGGGGGAAAGAUAGUGGCGGAUUUCCCCAACUAUCACCACACCUCGGAGAUCGUGGGUGACAAGCUGGUGGAGAUCUCCACCAUCGGAGGUGUGACCUACGAGCGUGUGAGCAAGAGGCUGGCCUGAGCAAGCAGCCGGGGCUCCCAGGGGGCUAUGAAGCCACCAGUAAAAGCUGGGAUAAGAACAGACAUUCUGUUUGCUGCAA